AGUGAUUGAGUGUAUUGUUUGUUGUGUUGAAAUGUUGUGAAAUUAGACGACAAUUGUUUGUCACCCGAAGAGCAGCUAAUUAUGCGUUAAAUGAAGAUAUAGUUGACAUCAAUCGACACACCAUUCAAGCCAUGAAGAGAUCGUUUAACUCAAUGAAUGGCAACACGAGUGCCGCCGACGACAAGAGUGUCCGAAGAGUCGGUCAAUACGUAUUGGGUAUGCGUUUAGGCAAUAGUCCCGUCCGAUCGAUAGUCCAAUGUCUGGCCCGACGUAUCGGUGAUCCGCAGAGCGACCGCUUCUUUGCGGUCAAAAUCCUAACUCUGGAGGACUUGUAUAACGAGAGUCAAGACGACAGACAGGGAAAGAUGUUAUUGCAUACCGAGUACUCAUUGCUAUCACUUCUGCACGACAUGAAUGGCGUGAUUCACGUCUACGGACUCUUCAAGGAUGAGGCUAUGGAGGAGAGAGAGGUGUCUGCGGGUCAGUGGUUCCCGUUCUAUGAUUCCGUUCCUCAAGAGUUGUUCCGCAAAAUAAAAUGCGCCGAAUAUUCGGUUCCCAAAGAGAGUCGAGUGUCGUUCAGUACGAUAUCUAUUAUCCAUAAGCUAUUGGUGUUGAAUCCGAGGGAACGUAUGACUGCCGAGCAUGUGUUGGACGCACUUCAGACAUCGCUCGCCCUCUGGUUGUCUACAAAGAAUAUGAUUUCACAGUUACAAGUAGUUCCCGAUAUCGACCAACAAUUGAAUACUAAUAAUGAUAAUAAAUCAGAUGAAGUGACAGCUAAAGAGACAAAGAAACUGCAGCUUAAAGGCAAUGAAUUGUUUGUUAAUAAUUAUAAGCAAAUUGUGGACAAUCGCGUUGAUGUGCCCAAUGCUGAGCCAUCGACUAGCGGUUCCCAUAAACACAGUGUUAUACAUCUGACGAGUGGUCGUAUCAGAACCACUCCCAUCGGAACCCUUCCCAUCCGUCGCAUUGAAAGCGACGCCAAACCCCUAACCGCUCAACAACUGCUUUAUUAUAAGAGUCUUAUAUCUAAUUCAAACGAUACGUAA
Medioppia subpectinata is the source of this 1049-nucleotide messenger RNA. The record is from the annotation of a GenBank genome assembly. Lineage: Eukaryota; Metazoa; Arthropoda; Arachnida; Sarcoptiformes; Oppiidae.